AUGAAACGAUUACCACUUCUUCUGAGGAAAAGACAAUCAAAACAAAUAAAACAACAAUUGAGACAAAUGUUAGAAGAAGUGGAAGAACUGAACGCAAACCCAAAGUGUAUGCAAUACCUGAUCCCGAAUCGGAUCCCAAUUCACUCCUAUUAUUACGAAAAGAUAAUUACUCUCCGAAGACACAGCAGUUUAUGUGUCCUAACCCUCACUGCCGUAAAGGGUUUGUUAGUUCUCUCAGACUUUACCAUCACUUCCAUUCCGUUCAUUACAAGGAGAAGAAAAUCAAAUCUUCACAGCGAUUACCGACCCUUUGAGUGCUCGCAAAAGGGCUGCGAUUUUAAGUGUAAAACUGAAGCACAACUCAAUUUCCAUUCAGUUAUUCAUUCAGACAAUUAUGCCUUCAAAUGCAAUGAAUGCGAGAAAGCAUUUAAAACUCAAUAUUAUCUUAACACUCAUUUGCGGAUCCAUUCAACUGAAGACACAUUUCGGUGUCGUUACGAGGGAUGCAAUCAAUGGUUUAAAUCUGAUCUAAGACUUCGCAAACAUAAGAUCUCUGUACACAACGCGCGGCAGAAGUGGUAUCCGUGCGAAUGGCCCGCAUGUGACUAUCGGACUAAGAGCUCGUUUAGUCUUAAAAAUCACCGCCGCAUACAUACGGGUGAGCGACCAUUCGAGUGCCGGUGGCCGGCGUGUGGCAAACGGUUUAGUACGUUUGGAAUGCGCAGAGAUCACGAGCGGAUCCAUUCAAAUACGAAGAACUAUGUGUGUCAUUGGCCCGGAUGUGGCUAUCGGUGCGUUCAGAGCACUAAUCUAACCAAACAUAUGAAAGUACAUCAAAAGCAUGAAAACAAGAGACUUUUAAAUGAGUUAUUGUUUGCAAACAAAUGUCUCAACGAAUUGAAAACUCAUUUGAAUUUCGUUUGCAAUAAAUUGGAGACAAUUAUUACCGCAGAAGACAUACAACUCUUCAAUCAUUUGAUCCAAACAUUGAGUCAAUUCACGGACAAGACAUCACUCGAAGAGGAGAUUUCAAGAAGUGAUGAAAUUGUUGUCAAACCUGUUGUCGAGAAUACAACUGAAAUAAAAAGUCCAUCAGUUGUGCGAAGAAGUGAUGAAACGAUUACCACUUCUUCUGAAGAAAAGACAAUCAAAACAAAUGAAGCAAUAAUUGAAACAAAUGUUAGAAGAAGUGGAAGAACUGAUCGCAAAGUCUACACAUGUGUACUGAAGACUCCGAGAGAUCCAAAUCAUGUCCCGAAACCCAAACCUGAGCCCAAAGUGUAUGCAAUACCUGAUCCCGAAUCGGAUCCCAAUUCACUCCUAUUAUUACGAAGAGAUAAUUACGACCCGAAGACACAGCAGUUUUUGUGUCCUAACCCACACUGCCGUAAAGGGUUUCUUAGUUCGCACAGACUUUACCAUCACUUCCAUGUCGUUCAUCACACGAAGAAGAAAAUUGUUUGUCAAGAAUUAAAUUGUGGCAAAAGUUUUAAGACAAAGAGAGAGCUUAAAAAACAUGAAAACAAUGUUCACAGCGAUUACCGGCCCUUUGAGUGCCCGGAAAAGGGCUGCGAAUAUAAGUGUAAAUCUAAUACACAACUGAACGCACAUUCAGUCAUUCAUUCAGACAUUUAUGCCUUCAAAUGCAAUGAAUGCGAGAAAACAUUUAAAACUCUUUCGGGACUUAACUGUCAUCAGAAACUUCACGGAAAUGAAAACAACUUUAAAUGUCGUUACGAGGGAUGCAAUCAGUUCUUCAGGAAUACAUUGCAACUCCGGAGGCAUAAGAUAGUGGUCCACAACGCGCACCAAGAAGUGUACGCCUGUGAAUGGCCCGCAUGUGACUAUCGGUCCACUUGUAAGCAAUUGGUUGACAUUCACAGACGUCUCCAUACGGGUGAGCGACCCUUCGAGUGCCGGUGGCCGGCAUGUGGUAAACGGUUUCGUAUACGAAAGGGUCGCACAGAUCACGAGCGGAUCCACUCAAAUACGAAGAACUUUGUGUGUCAUUGGCCCGGAUGUGGCUAUCGGUGCGUUCAGAGCAGUAAUCUCACCAAACAUAUGAAAGUACAUCAAAAGUGA
Molecule: messenger RNA, 2082 nt
Organism: Medioppia subpectinata
Lineage: Eukaryota; Metazoa; Arthropoda; Arachnida; Sarcoptiformes; Oppiidae
Source: the annotation of a GenBank genome assembly